UUUUUCUGGUAAAUGAUCCAAACAAACAGUUUCGAUACUUGAGAAAACUUGCCGUUUCUCGAUUUGAUUGGAUUCUUCUUCUUCUCUUCACAAGCUAUAAGCUCAAGUUUAUACGUGUACAUAUAUUGAUGCAAAGCUAAUCUCAAUCUGUGGCCUUGGGUCCAAAUCAUGGCUGUUGUGAUAUUGUUGCUGUGAGGUUUCAAUUUUAGAGAAAAUGGAAAAAGCUUCUUCCACGCCUCCGAGCUCAGGUUAUCUCGAUGCUCUCACUCUAGAAAUCGAGAAAAAGCUCCAACGGGCACUAGCUUCUGCAUCGCUGAGACGCAACUUGUUGCAAGAGUUGUUUGCUGACAUAGCUCUGGAAGUAGAUGAUCGAGCCAGAGAUAUAAUUCUCAGCAGGGAUGAAGAUACAAUUUCUCCUGCAGAGGAUGAUGCUGAUGGUCAAUUAUGCUUUUACAAUGUUCUCGCUGAUUAUUAUGCUAGGGUGCCGGAGAGAGGAAAAAGAAUUCUUGAUUUAAUUGUCCAACUUUGGAGCCAAUCAUUUGCAUCACAUAUUUUUUCUCUUCUGUUCCACAAAUGGCUAUUUGAAUCCCAUCUUCAUAGUACUGAAGUACUUCUACGUUAUUCAUCUGCUCUAGUUCAAGGUGCUACAAACGUUUUCUGGAUUGACAUCCAAACAAACACCCGGCAUUUUCAAAGCCUCUUUCGGUAUCUCCUUGAGGAAGUUGCACUAGAGCCUAAGCGCUUGAAUAAAAUUCCAUUACAGGCACAACAAGAUCUGUUUCUUCUACUCUCAAGAUCCUUACUUUAUUACAACUUAGAUGACAAACUAGAAAUCUUCUUAAAGCACUUUCCUGUUUUUCCAAAUGCUUUCUUGGUUGGUGGUCCAGUGGAUUUCUUUGUGAUUGAACUUGCAGACCAGCUUCAAAAGUUGAAGGUGGAGCCAGUUCUAUUGCAUUACCUCUCUCAAAUUAAAAUUCUCCAAGCAGGAAUGGAACUGAGAAUGACCACAAGUACAAGACUAAGGGCGUGCUUGUAUAGCUUUACUUCUCCUGGUGGUCCAAUGUAUCCCACCAGAGCUGUUCGUCAUGCAGCCUGGGAAACUUUAGAUCUGCUUUUCCCUGUGGGACGAUACCCUCGACAUCUUAUAAGUCUGUUUUUCCGGCUGUUAUAUCCAUGGUGCUGGCCCUCUUCCUGUUUCAACUUCAUAAAAUCUUGCAUGAAGGCAAUUUUCUACUGUCUUGUGCGACAAUUGUUUUCUGGCUGGGACAAGCUGAGGGAGAACUAAGUAUCCAUGCUAAAAUGUCGGAAAAAAAAAAAGGCCUCCAGUGGAAGUCUAAAUCUGAAUUGAAGGCCUGCAGAUGUUUCGCAUUUCAGAUCAUGUGUGUUGUACAAGUAAGUUUUUCUUUAUUUCUCUCCUCCCAUUUUAGUCUCCAAGGGAAGUGAUCAAUGUUGUUUUCCCUUUUUAUUUUGUUUAAUUUAAUUUAAUUUAAUUUUCUUUCUUUGCGAUACUAGUUCUUGAUUCUUUGUAAAACAUCAAAUUCUAAGUGGGUACAUUUAAUUAAACAAAGUCCAAACUGUUUUUUUUAGGCAUUUUUAUCAAUUUUUAUAGCUAAUUUGUUAAUGUAAUAUAAUUGUAAAGGUUUGUGUUCAUCACUGUAAGGAUGCAGAUUAUUUUUUUAUGUAUAUAAUAAUGAAGCCUAAUUUUUUUAUUAUUUUAA
This is a messenger RNA of Manihot esculenta (cassava), 1718 nucleotides long. RefSeq lists its product as uncharacterized. NCBI's taxonomy places the organism in Eukaryota, Viridiplantae, Streptophyta, Magnoliopsida, Malpighiales, Euphorbiaceae. The transcript is spliced from 11 exons. The coding region runs from base 215 to 1285 and encodes 356 amino acids. The record is from RefSeq and is a predicted model, not a curated record.